Prorocentrum cordatum is the source of this 4518-nucleotide messenger RNA. The record is from the annotation of a GenBank genome assembly. NCBI's taxonomy places the organism in Eukaryota, Dinophyceae, Prorocentrales, Prorocentraceae.
GCACCCUUUGCAGAUCCGGGGCUCGCGGACGAGCUCCAGGCGCUCGCGGGCGCCCUCGGUGUUCCCGUCCCCGACGCGGCCGCGGGGGCUGCUGGAGCUGGAGGCGCCGCUGCGGCCCCCGUGGAGCCGGCGGCUGCGGGACCAGGGGCCAGCGCUGCGCCGCCGCGUGCUGGUCCUGGGGGCGCUCCGGUCGAUCCGCUCGCCCGUGCCGCAGGCGCGGCGGGCGAGGAUCCGCGCGCCGCCGAGCUACGUGGACUCCUCCGCGCAGCCCGGGAGCGGAUGAACCACGCAAGGCCCGCGCUGCCGCUGCCGCCAGGCGAGGUGCCUGCAGCCGCGCUCACGGGGCGGCUCCGCGAGGAGCUCGUCGGGCGCAUCCUGGCGGCCGCGGACACGGAGGGUGGAGGAGAUCCAGGGGCGGCCUUCUGGGCCGUUCCCGACGCGGCCGGGGAGGGCCGCCGUGGGGAGCGCGACCGAGGGCGUCCCCCGACGCACGUCGUAGCGGCCAGGUUCCCCGGGGUCCUCGCGCAGCAGGCUCUCUGGCGAAUGGAGGGCCACAUGCGCGGGGUGGCGGCGGAGGACCUCCUCGGGGGGGGCCUCCUCGACAACGUCAUCCGGGCCUACCUCGCCACGUCGUUCUUCGGCGCUCGCCCGGCCGGGGAGGCCGCCGUGGGCCUCCGGAGUGCGCGCGAGCUGAAGACCAUCGCGGCCAUCAUCGAGGCCAUCCUGCAGGGCAGGAUUCUGACGGCCCUCGACAUCGCCGUGCAGAGGUUCAAGACGAUCGAGCUGUCCAUCGAAGAGGGCAACUGGACGAACGCGCGCUGGCUAGAGCUGAUCCCCGCGAACACCGUCGGGACGUACGACAGGGGGGACCUCCGGGACGCACGGCGCGAGGAGGAGCAGGACAGGGCCCCGCUACUAGGCGCCGCUGUUGGUGCGGAGGAUCGCUCCGGACUCGGGGAAAAGCGCCGGCGGGGGCAUAAGGAGGCGGCGAACGGGGAGAUCUGCGUCCACUCCGGGGUGCACAUCCUCGUCGGCGACCUCGGUUCGCGGACUUCGGCGGACGGAUCCGUGCACGUCGGAGGAGGCGCCCCGUCGCUCGGACUCCCGCGAUCGUACUGGGCUGAAUGGGGCGGUCACCCCAGGGCCGAAGCCCUUGAGCGGGAGGCGCUCCUCGGGCGAAGCCUCCGCGUUGGUUCACGGCUUGAGGCUGAGACGGCUAAGGCUCUCAUAGACCGCCUGGACCUUGGACGCGGCGCAAGCGAGCCAGUUCUCGACAUGCGAGGGGCGCGGCGCCGGUUAGCCGAGCAGCUCUCCACCGGGGCAUCGGUCGCGCAGCUUGGGGCCGUCCUCGUGGAGCACAUCGAGGGCAGACCCGGCGGCCUAGGUGAACUCAGCCGCCUUUGGCCGCGCGGCGCGUGGCUAGAUUUGGCCGGUCCCGGGGAGCUGCUGCCCGUGCCGCGGCCGACUUGCUCGACUGGCCUCGUUGCCGCGCUGGCGGCAAUCCGGAGCCGCCGCGGAGCCCCCCAGUCCCUUCCCCCCGUGAGCCGGGAGGUCGGGAUCGACGCCUGGGUCGAGUUGACCGCCCUGGUCACGAACUACGGGUUCCUGGGGGGCCCGCGCCUCCUCGCGAAGCUCCUCAAGUACCCAGCGGAGCCUUCUCCGGCACAGGUGCAAGCCUUGGCCCGUUUCCGGAGGUUCGCCACCAUCCUGGUAGACGAGGGGGGCCCCGUCAACCUCGCCCCGUCCGCCGUCGUUGAACAGCGGGCGUCGGAGCUCUAUUGGGGAGAGCAGGUGACGCGCGCAUUCCCGCUCACGCUUGACGGCAUCUUGCCCGGGCUUCCCAGCCCCGAGGUUGCUGCCCAGGUGGAGCUCGCGGACUUGCUGAGCGGCCCUGCCCGCGAAGUUCUCCUCGACCCCAGCAUCCUCAGGCUCCCCGAGGACGAAGUCCAGGAGCCGCUCCCGAAAGCUCGCGUCCUCGUAGAGUCCAAGGCCGAGUACUACAAGAUAUUGGAGGCAUUGUGCAAGUUAGGCGUCAUGGAGGCCGAGGUCCCGGAGGAGACGUGGGGUGCUUUCGUCAUCGAGGAGGCCGUCCCUGGAGAGGUCCUCGGGCCCCCUGGCUCCGCCUGGGCGCGGCCGCGGUUGCGAACGUGCCCCAUGGGCUGGGUCAACGCCGCGGCGUUCAUCCAGGAGGCGCACGAGAACCUCGUCACCGGGAAGGCGCCGAGCGGGGCUGGCAUCUCAGCUGACCUCCUUGUCCGCAUGGGCCACCGUGCCCCCUCGAGCGCAGGUCUGCCCCGGAACUGGUUUUCCGUUUACGUAGAUAACUGGGACCAGGGCAAGGUGGUCUUGGAGACGGAGGCGGAGAAGUACGUGUUCAAACCCAGCGGUGAGCAGCUCGCCGUCCGAGCUGCCCACGCUGCCGCCGGCGUCCGCCGGGCCCCAGAGAAGUCCGCCGAGGGGGCCAUCAAUUGGGAGACGCUCGGAGCGCAGCUGCGGGGGGCCGACAGGCUCGUCGGCACGUCGCCAUCGCGGCGCCCCUACUGUCUCGGGCGCGCGCUGGGCCACCUCACCGCAGAGCGCGUGCGCGAUGACGACCUCCUCUCGGACGUCGGGCGGAUCACCUUCAUGAUGCAGUUCGGCCGCGGCUACUUCUCUUUCCUCGGCCGGAUCUUCCGCGAGCUGUCGGUCGGGCGGCUGCCCGGGCCCCUCGGCGGGGACGCGGCGGACGAGUUGCUGGCGGUCGUUCUCGCCACGCCCCUCCUUUGGACAGACCUCGCCGCGCAGGUGUCCGGGGAAGUCGUGGCCACCGACGGCUCUGAGACGGGUGGAGGCGCAUGUGUCUCUGCUGGCUUUUCGCCCAAGGGGGUGGCCCGUCUCGGCGCGCUCCGCGCCGGCGCGCCCGCUUGCCCCUCCGACAUUCUCGUCGUCAGCGUGUUCGACGCCACGGGUGGGGCAGCAAUGGCCCUCGAUCUGCUGGGCAUCACGCCUUGUGGUAUUAUCGCCGUCGAGCCGUCGAAGGUCGCCCGCGGCGUGGUCCGCGCAGCCUGGCCGCAGGCCUUCUGCUACCCCGACGCCUCCGCCGUCACGCACGAGGAGGUUCUCAAGUGGAGUAGCUGGUAUCCUCAGGCCCGCCGGAUUCUCCAGUACAGCUGCAUGGCGCGGAUCGGCCCGGACUCGAAGGGGCCCAUCUCUCACCUCGAGGUGCCGCUGCGCAUCUCCGAGUCCUUGCGGCGGCACGCUGCUUGGGGCGUCGUGGACCUCAUCGAGUACGAGGCGACCAUCGCAGAGGCGGACGUGCAGGAGGUGAGCAGGCAGGUCGGCCACCAGCCGAUCCACGUGCAAGCUACUGCCGCCCUCCCCUGCGCCCGGGAGUCCUUCCUCUGGGUUCGCGGCUUCCGGCCGUGCGAGGCUUCCGAUUUCAGGCCCACAGGUUCGGAGCGUGGUAGGGCAUUCUGGACAUUCUCUUUCUCUCGUACGCCGGCCGUGCACGACUUCCUCGAGUCUGGGGCCAGGCGCGUCGCCAACGCAGAAACGCCUUUCCAGCCGUUCACGCCGCCGGCGCCGCGCCCCGCGCCAGGGCGGCAGCCAGAGCGUCCUGCGGAGGUUUUUGAGAAGGCGUGGAAGCGCUGUGUCCACGAUUUGUUCAGGCACCCCACACACCACUACGAGGAUAAGAAUCUGGUCGCUGACCGCCAUGGCCCCCGGCGCUUGAAAGCUGAUGAACAGAUUCGCAUGCUGGGCUUCCGCUGGGGCCAUUUCCGGCCCGUAGAGCGCCUUUCCUCGAAAACCGGCCUCGAGGAUGCCAAGGCCGAGCUGGUCAGCAGCGCGUGCCCCAUUGUCAUCGCGCGGAUGGUGCGGGACUUCGUGCUCGUGGCGUCCUCGCCGCAGCCCCCGGAAGGCCUGCAGCGGGGUUGCAUUGACGAUCUUUGGACUACAUGGGCGAGGCUCGAUUCGGAGGCGCAGCGCGCUUCGACGCGCAAGUGGACCGAGGCGCACGGCGGCCCCGCCAUCUCGGCUGCUCCUGCGCCAGCGUCCGCAGCCACCGAUUCCAGGCUCGCGCCCGAGGCGGAGCUUGUCCAGGAAUUCAGCCGGCUUGCUGAUCACUGGGGGUCAGACAUCCGGCUUGACGCAGGCCUCCCCCAUCGCUUCGAUGCGUGGCCCCGGGCUCCUCUUGACGCAGGGCUAUGGACCUGGAGGGUUGCGCUGUCCUACGCGUUCCGGAACCAGCAACACAUCAACGUCUUAGAGGCUACUGCUGUCUUGGACUUCUUGCGCUCUCAUCUGAAGCUUCCCAAGCACCACGGGAAGCGCAAGCUGUUCCUCUUGGACAGCCAGGCGGCCAUCGGAGCGCUCACGAAAGGGCGGUCCUCAUCCAACAACCUCAACCAAGUGCUCCUCCGCAUUGCUGCCAUCAGCGGAUUUGCUAACUUCCGUGCCUUCUACGGGUGGGCGCCGAGCAAGGGCAGCCCCGCAGACGGGCCAAGUCGGUGGAAGCGGCGGAGGUUGGAGCACCCCUGA